ACUCCAACGAAUUGAUUGAAUAAAUAUGUAAUAGGUCUUUAUCAGAUAAACAAUGUUUUCUUUAUAUCCAAAACAAAUUAUUACAAAUAGUUAUUAAUAACAUUUUUUUUAUUAUAUAUCUAAAUUGAACAAAACUAUUCGGGAACGCAUCUCAAAAGACAAUACAUCGUACUAUAGAAAAAUUUAAAAACAAGAUACAUAUUAAAGAAAUCUAUGUUACAGUAGUUAUAAUAGAAAUAUUAAAUUAUGGAUGAACCAAGGAAAAGAAAUGCAAAUAGAAGUAAUGUCGAAAAAAAAUGUGUUGAUAAAAAUUCAUCUGAAAAGAAAAACAGUGAUCUAACAUGUUCUAAAAACAAUAAUUUGCCGUUGCGUGUCUUCUCACGCAUUGUCGUCAUAACUUCUCUUCUAAUUAUUGUAUAUUUUUCAUUGAAUGACGAAAAAAUUAAAACAUUUGCCAAACAGUCAGAAAUGUUACCAGGAAAAGGCCAAAUCAUAGAAUGUUCGCCUGAAUAUUUAAAGGAACUGGAUAAGUAUGAAGGUUGUUUUCCCAAAGACUGCAAGAGAUUUGUGACUGAUAAAGUUAUUUCAGAGCAGGAGGCAGAUAAAUUACUUACAAUAGCCAAAAAGGGACUUGAAUUGGGUGGUUCAUCUGGAGGAGCGUCUAUAUUGGAUUUACAUAGUGGGGCACUAUCUAAUGGAGAACAUUUUGUCAAUAUUUACAAAAUAGCUAAGAACCUUUACACUGAGAAUGACUUCAAUAUUUAUAGAGUGGUAAAGGAAAAAGUAAAAUAUGCAGUUGCACACCAUUUUGGAGUGGAUCGGAAUAAAAUCUACUUGACUCAUCCUACAUUUUUUUCUGAAAUAACUUCAAAGAAAUCAGUCACAGUACAUGAUGAAUAUUGGCACCCACAUGUUGAUAAGGAAACAUAUAAAUCUUUUCACUAUACUACAUUGCUUUACUUGGGAGACUACAAUAAAGAUUUUAAAGGAGGUAGAUUUGUGUUUGUCGAUAAAAAUACAAACAAUACUGUUGAGCCAAGAAAAGCUAGACUAAGCAUGUUCACAAGUGGGCGUGAAAAUGUACAUUAUGUUGAAAAAGUGUCAUCAGGGGUACGAUAUGCUGUAACUAUUUCAUUUACUUGUGACAUGCAACAUGCUAUAGACAAUCCUAGUACUGAUAAAUAUAAGAAUUAAAUAUUGAAUAUGUA
Molecule: messenger RNA, 1208 nt
Organism: Achroia grisella
Lineage: Eukaryota; Metazoa; Arthropoda; Insecta; Lepidoptera; Pyralidae
Product: 2-oxoglutarate and iron-dependent oxygenase domain-containing protein 3-like
Exons: 4
Coding region: 247-1194 (315 amino acids)
Cellular component (GO): membrane
Molecular function (GO): oxidoreductase activity, acting on paired donors, with incorporation or reduction of molecular oxygen; L-ascorbic acid binding; iron ion binding
Source: RefSeq, a predicted model, not a curated record